Molecule: messenger RNA, 2013 nt
Organism: Mugil cephalus (flathead mullet)
Lineage: Eukaryota; Metazoa; Chordata; Actinopteri; Mugiliformes; Mugilidae
Gene: tent5ba
Product: terminal nucleotidyltransferase 5ba
Exons: 2
Coding region: 280-1452 (390 amino acids)
Biological process (GO): mRNA stabilization
Molecular function (GO): RNA binding; poly(A) RNA polymerase activity
Source: RefSeq, a predicted model, not a curated record
GGUUCUUUGCAGACUGACCGGAUUUUAGCGGCGCACCCGGGAGGAAACUGCAGAUCCCACUCCGACCUCAACACUUGAGAGACUUUUUCUACUCUUCACCUUAAGACCGAGAACCGGACCUGCUCGCCGCACACACUCUCAGGAAUAUCUCGCUUCUGUUCAUCAUCAGAGAAGAUACAGAUCCGAGGCUGUGGAGAAAGCGCUGAUUCGCCUUCAGCUGAUUUCUGAUUUUUUUCUUUUCUGAUUCUUGGGGAGGGGGGACUUAAAUUUGACACAGACAUGUCUGGUGAUCAGAAUCGGCGGUUCUGCGUGCUGUCUUGGGAUCAGGUGCAGCGCUUGGACUCGAUCCUUGGGGAGGCUGUGCCCAUCCACGGCCGGGGGAACUUCCCCACUCUGUCCGUUCAACCCCGGCAGAUUGUUCAGGUGGUGCGAGCGAGGCUGGAAGAGCGAGGCGUGUGUGUUAAGGACGUGAGGUUGAACGGCUCGGCGGCCAGCCACGUGCUCCAUCAGGACUCCGGACUGGGCUACAAGGACCUCGACCUGAUCUUCGGUGUGUCCCUAAAAGACGACCAGGCCUUCCGCCUGGUGAAAGAUGUUGUGCUGGACUGCCUGUUGGACUUCCUGCCAGCCGGGGUCUCUAAGGAGCGCAUCACAGCCCUGACCCUCAAAGAGGCCUACGUACAGAAACUGGUGAAAGUCUGUAAUGACACAGACCGCUGGAGCCUGAUCUCGCUGUCCAACAACACGGGGAAGAAUGUGGAGCUUAAGUUCGUGGACUCUUUACGACGGCAGUUUGAAUUCAGCGUGGACUCCUUCCAGAUUUGCCUCGACUCCCUGCUCUUGUUCGACCGCUGCUCUGAGACGGCCAUGUCCGAGAGCUUUCACCCCACUGUGAUCGGGGAGAGCGUGUACGGGGACUUCAAGGAGGCCAUGGACCACCUGUGUCAGAGGACGAUAGCUACACGCAGCCCCGAAGAAAUCCGCGGAGGAGGCCUGUUGAAGUACUGCCACCUGCGGGUGCGGGGGUUUAGACCCUCCUCAGAAUCGGACAUGAAGCAGAUGCAGCGCUACAUGUGCUCGCGCUUCUUCAUUGACUUCCCUGACAUAGGUGAGCAGCAGAGGAAGCUGGAGGCUUACCUGCAGAACCACUUCGCCGGGAUGGAGCACAAACGGUACGAGUGCCUGAUGACUCUGCACCAAGUGGUCAACGAGAGCACCGUGUGCCUGAUGGGCCACGAGAGGCGCCAGACGCUCAGCCUCAUCUCCAUGCUGGCGCUGAAGGUGCUAGCUGAGCAGAACGCCAUCCCCACCGUCACGAACGUCACGUGUUACUACCAGCCAGCGCCGUACGUGCAGGACAUCAACUUCAGUAAUUACUACAUUGCACACGUGCAGCCGCCGCAGGUCGCAGCGUGCAGUAAUUCAUAUCAGACUUGGCUGCCUUGCAGCUGAACUGGUGCGGCAGCUCAGAGCUCGGUGCGUCUCCGCCGCGGAGUGGAAAACGCACCAGAAAGAAACCGACGUUUGCCAAAUGUGACUUAACUGAAACAAUCCUGUACUGCUGUACAUCUGAUUGAGCCGACACAUAACGUUUCUCACUCGUUUUCUCUUGCAAAACAUCUGUAAGAUUGCUGGUCAUUUCUGAGAUGUAGCGAUGGUAUCUUAUUUAAGUUAAAAAAACGGAAAAAAAAGAAAAGAAAAAAGAAAGUCUUUAAAAAAAACUUUAUAUACAUAUGUCAGAAAUACAUUUUUGAGGAAACAAACAUUGAAGCUGGUGUUAUUUUCAUACCCUGGCUCUACUUUUUUUAAAAUUACAUGCCGGACCAAAGAUGUAUUUGUUGCUCAGAAAAGGGAAUGUUGUUGUAAUUCCAAGUGCCUAAAAUGAACCAUGAAAUGUUCUAAAAACAUCUGUAAAGUGAGAACUGUGCAUUCAGUGUUUUCUAGAUUACUCUGUCUCUCUUUUCAGGAACAGACGCAUUUGUUUUUUGUGAGAUUAAAAAAGGAAAAACCCCA